AUGGCUCGACGAAGCUCAUUCGAUCAAGCAUCAGACGGCUUCCGGGCCCAUCUACCAGACCUCAGCAGUCCCCGCUUCACGACGGCCGCAAAGCAAAACAUCUACGAAUAUGUCCAGUCAAUGCAAGACAACCGCGCCCCGCCAUGGCUGUACGAUCUGACUAAAGUUUGGGAGAAGUUGUUGGAAGAGCCGUACAAAGGCAUCACGAAUGACGGCACUAUAAGGGAUGGUCUAUAUCAAGCACGAGACGAAGGUGUAGAUGUUGAUUGCCCGGUCAAGAAGGCGGAGAAACUACUCGCAGCUCUGGAUAGCAACCAGAAGGCGAAGAUCUCAUACCCAAUCAAUGCCAGAGAGUGGAGGGCAUGGAGUAACCCAGAGUUCUUACUGCGACCAUUCGGGCUCAGACUCGAAGAAGUGCCUGAGAAUAUCGCGCAGUCAAUACUUGCAGUGGUAGAGGCAUCUCUUUCCCCAGAAGGCUACGAAAAGGCUAUCGCGGCCAUGCGGGUGAACCAUUUCUUGGGCGAGGUUGUCAAGCUACCCAACAUCUUGAACAAGUACUCUUACAAUUUUCUGCUUUUUGGUACGCCUUCUACCUCCGCUUCCUCGCCCUGGGGAUGGCUGCUCUAUGGCCAUCAUCUCGACAUCUCCUGCUUCUACAAGGGAAAUCAAGUUAUCAUGAGUCCGUCGUUCACAGGUGCCGAGCCCAACAUCAUCGAUGACGGAGAAUGGAAGGGUACCAAGAUAUUACACAAAGAAGGCAGUCUGGGUUGGAAGCUGAUGCAGAGUCUCAGCCACGAGCAACAACAAAAGGCACAGAUCUUCAAGAAGAUGAGAGAUGAAGGCAUGAAGCAAGUCUACGGCAACUCCAACAAUGACGAGACUAAGCGAGACGAGCUCAUUACCGAUACGUGGGGUCCAGAUGACCAGCGCCAUCGAUGUGGUGCCUUCCGCGACAACCGCAUCGUACCCUAUGAGGGCGUUCUGGUCUCUUCUCUCGACUCGUCACAGCAAGAACUAGUCCUCGCCAUAUGUGAAGAGUUCCUGCUAUACCAUCCCACGAAGGCGCGCCAACAUAAGCUUGAUCAGAUCAGACAACACUUGAGCGAGACCUACUUUUGCUGGAUCGGAGGUUUCGGCGAAGACGACGCGUUCUACUUCCGUGUCCAGAGCCCGGUUAUCUUGGUCGAAUUUGACCACCACUCUGGUGUCUUCCUGACGAACAAGGAGCCAGCGAAGUACCACACACACACUAUUGUGAGGACACCGAAUGCGGGAGAUUACGGACAGGCUAUUAGAGAAGGAAAUGAAAAGUUAGAGUGA
This is a messenger RNA of Alternaria ethzedia, 1320 nucleotides long. RefSeq lists its product as uncharacterized. The coding region runs from base 1 to 1320 and encodes 439 amino acids. Lineage: Eukaryota; Fungi; Ascomycota; Dothideomycetes; Pleosporales; Pleosporaceae. The transcript is spliced from 2 exons. The record is from RefSeq and is a predicted model, not a curated record.